Molecule: messenger RNA, 416 nt
Organism: Prionailurus viverrinus (fishing cat)
Lineage: Eukaryota; Metazoa; Chordata; Mammalia; Carnivora; Felidae
Product: eukaryotic translation initiation factor 1-like
Exons: 1
Coding region: 35-376 (113 amino acids)
Biological process (GO): translational initiation
Cellular component (GO): eukaryotic 43S preinitiation complex
Molecular function (GO): translation initiation factor activity; RNA binding; ribosomal small subunit binding
Source: RefSeq, a predicted model, not a curated record
GGCCUUUUCCACAGAGGAAAAGGAAUUGUAUUUUAUGUCCGCUAUCCAGAACCUCCACUCUUUCGACCCCUUUGCUGAUGCAAGUAAGGGUGAUGAUCUGCUUCCCGCUGGCACUGAGGAUUAUAUCCAUAUAAGAAUUCAACAGAGAAAUGGAAGGAAGACCCUUACUACUGUCCAAGGGAUCGCUGAUGAUUACGAUAAAAAGAAACUAGUGAAGGCAUUUAAGAAGAAAUUUGCCUGCAAUGGUACUGUAAUUGAGCAUCCAGAAUAUGGAGAAGUGAUUCAGCUACAGGGUGACCAGUGCAAGAACAUAUGCCAGUUCCUUGUAGAGAUUGGAUUGGCUAAGGACGACCAGCUGAAUGUUCAUGGGUUUUAAGUGCUUUUGGCUCACUGAAGCUUAAGUGAGGAUUUCCUUG